Messenger RNA from Mucor velutinosus, 1242 nucleotides. RefSeq lists its product as uncharacterized. The transcript has 5 exons. Gene Ontology annotation, molecular function: 3-methylbutanoyl-CoA dehydrogenase activity; flavin adenine dinucleotide binding. Bases 1 to 1242 code for a protein of 413 amino acids. The record is from RefSeq and is a predicted model, not a curated record. NCBI's taxonomy places the organism in Eukaryota, Fungi, Mucoromycota, Mucoromycetes, Mucorales, Mucoraceae. Gene Ontology annotation, biological process: L-leucine catabolic process.
AUGUUGUCCAGAAUCUCCAAAAGCGUGCUUCGUAAAUCCUCUGUCAAUAGACUUUUGCCUUUGAGAUCAGCUUCCUUCUCCACCUACAAUUCCGCCGUUGCUGGUCUGUCUCCUCAACAAGAAGAGCUCCGUGAAGCUGUGCACAACUGGGUCAAUGUUGAGCUCAGUCCUCGUGCUGCUGCCAUUGACAAGGAAAACGAGUUUCCCAUGGACAUGUGGCGCAAAUUUGGUGAGAUGGGUCUUUUGGGUAUUACUGCUCCCCAAGAAUACGGUGGCCUCGGAUUGGGUUAUUUCGAGCACACACUUGUGAUGGAAGAAAUCUCUCGAGCCAGUGGUUCUGUCGCUCUCAGUUAUGGUGCUCACUCCAAUCUCUGUGUCAACCAGAUCACUCGUAACGGUAACAAGGCACAAAAGGAAAAGUACUUGCCCAAGUUGAUUUCUGGUGAACAUGUGGGUGCGUUGGCCAUGUCUGAACCUGGUGCUGGCUCUGACGUGGUGAGCAUGAAAUUGCGUGCUGAUAAGAAGGGAGAUCAUUAUGUGUUGAACGGUAACAAGUUUUGGAUUACCAAUGGCCCUGAUGCGGAUGUAUUGGUGGUGUAUGCAAAGACGGAACCUGAAGCUGGACCCAAGGGCAUUACUGCAUUCUUGAUCGAAAAGGAUUUCAAGGGCUUCUCCAGAGGACCCAAGUUUGACAAACUGGGUAUGCGUGGAUCCAAUACCUGUGAGCUCAUUUUCGAGGAUUGCGAGGUACCUGUCGAGAAUGUGUUGGGUGAAGUCAAUAAGGGUGUCUAUGUUUUGAUGAGUGGUUUAGAUCUUGAGCGUUUGGUGCUUUCUGGUGGUCCCUUGGGUUUGAUGCAAGCCGCAUUGGAUGUCACUGUUCCUUACGUCCAUGAACGCAAGCAAUUUGGCGUCCCUAUUGGCGAAUUCCAAUUGAUGCAAGGCAAACUUGCUGAUAUGUAUACUAAAAUGAACGCAUCUCGUGCCUAUGUGUACGCCGUCGGUAAAGCAUGCGAUCGAGGCAACAUUAGUAACAAGGAUUGUGCAGGCGCAAUAUUGUAUUCUGCUGAGCGUGCAACCGAAGUAGCCCUUGAUGCUAUCCAAUGCCUCGGUGGUAACGGCUAUACCAAUGAAUACCCCACGGGUAGAAUCUUGCGUGAUGCUAAAUUAUACGAAAUUGGUGCUGGAACAAGCGAGAUUAGACGCAUGCUGAUUGGUCGUGAAUUCAACAAGCAAUUUAAAUAA